GGCCUGCCGCCCUUCCGGGGGCAGAUUUAAGAAGCCUGCGGUGAUUGUAAAGUUUGCCUCUUUGCUGAAUUCUUCCAGAGGAAGAUAAUGGACGGAUCAUCUGCUGAAUCCCAAGGCAGCUUCAAGGAAGAGAGCUGCCCCCAGCCCAGUGCCCGUAUCCCCUUUCCAGUACGGUCUGCCAGCACUUCCACAGCCCUGGAAAGUAAAUCCUCAUCUGCGAGAACCGACCAGUUUGAUGGUCAACCACCAGCAACAUGCUUCUGGCCCCGAAACACCGAGUGCCUCAUCCAGGAGGGUCCUAAUGCAGAGGACAGCUCACUCGUUGUGUCUUCAGCUGAUGAAAAUGACACUGUGGUUCCUGCAUCUCCUCAGUCAUCCUCCAAUGUCAGCCCAUUCAGGGACUUCAUUCGCUGCCUCCCACUUCAACUGUCCAUGUACAUCCUGGGGUUUUUGGAUGAAAAAUCCCUCAAUGCAUGUGCUGCCGUGGGUAGAUGCUGGGCUUUUAGGGCCGAAGAAGUCAAGAGGGAACGUGUGUGUCAAAGGAUAAGACAGGAGAAGAUCCAGUAUUUGCAGGGGCUGUCCCCAAGAGGACCAUUUCCAAACUAUGCUAAAGUGGUCCAUGUGGGAAUUCCACAGUUAAAUGAAGAGGGUGAUGUCAUCGAAGUGAAAGAUUGGAAAAGUAUAAAGAAGAAGGAGGAGGCCAAUCUGCAGGCAGCCUAUCGUGAUCUGCAAACUGACACGAUUCAGCUGGAAGAGAGAAAUGUCUUUUGUGGCUCCUACAAUACUCGUAUCCUCACAGACCAACCAGACCGAAGCAGAAUAAUCCAUUACAAUGGUGGAAACUUGGUAGCCAUUGGCUCUGCAGACCGAAAAGUGAGGUUUCUUGAUAUGUCAGGAAUGAAGGAAGUGCCUCCUCUUCUUUCUGGCCACGCUGGGAGCAUCAAAGCGCUCUUCCUCCAUGAGAAGAAAGGGUUUGUUCUCAGUGCAAGCUUUGAUCUCAGCAUCAGAUGCUGGAAUAUACACAGUGGUGUUUGUAUGAAAAUCUUUAAUGGGCACUGUGGGACAAUCACCUGCUUGGACUUACACGAGGAGCAGUUUGUGUCGGGAGGAAGGGACGGGAUGGUAAAAGUGUGGAGCCUUCAGAGUGGGAAAUGCCUCAAGACCCUGAAGCACAGAAGUGCUGUCUGUGUGGUUAAAAUGGACGGGAGCCGUGUCGUCAGCGGGAGCGAGUGCAGGCUGGUGAAGGUCUGGUGUGCUGACACUGGCUCUCUGAUCAAGACCUUAAAGGGGCACCAAGGCCCCGUGAAGUGCUUGGCCUUUGACCAGUGGCACCUUGUCACGGGAAGCAGCGAUGGAUACGCCCUGGGAUGGAGCAUGUUGGGAAACCUGAAGAGAUGCCUGAUAGCUUUCCGCCACCCAAAGGAAGUUCUGUCUCUGGAGUUCCUCUAUCUCCGAGUCAUCAGCAGCUGUGCCGAUGGCAAGAUCCGUGUCUUUAACUUCCUGACUGGAGACUGCCUGAAAGUGCUGAUGGCCAACUGCAGAGGGGACCCCGUAUCUUUCUGUGCUGCAGAAAACAGGCUAGUGAUCAAUUCACCAACCAGCCUGCUGCUGUACCAGUUUGAGGACGUCAAGUGGGACUACACCUUAAACACUGCCCAGGAGAUGGUGGGGAAGAACAAACAGCGUAACAGGACUUCAGGCAGAGCACCCCUCUUCCUCCAGCCACCCACAGGGCCCAGCCCCAGCCAGAUCCAGCGGCUCGCUCUUGAGACACCAGUAGCUCCCCAGCAGCAUUUUCUCACCGUUGAAAAGACUUUUAGUCUCCAGGCAGAGCAGCAGAAAAAGCUUUUCACCCCUGGCACCCCAGAGCCCCGCACCUCUGCCUCAGGAAAGCCAGAGAGAGCAUCAUCUGCAAGAAUCCCAGCAGGCACAGGUGGCAAAUCUGGACGUAGCCCUCCUCUCUAUUCACAUGCACGUCCUGAUGGGGCAGAAGAUGCUUUGCAGAAUGAAAAGGGAAGAGACCUGUGUUGUCCCAUGUCCCGUAAGAAGUUGUUCUUAGUGAUCCGCACGCUGCAGAAGGCAGCCACCAUCAGCUCCAGCAAGAAGCACACUGCCAAAGUCAGGGAAGCAGGGGAACAUCAGCAACCCUGUCCCGAAAAGGUGCGGCUACACAAAACCCUUCUGCAACACAGAAAGGAUCAGAUGGCCCAGCUCCAACGUGUGAGACUGCACAGCGACUCUCUGACUAUGAAAAAAAUUUCUACACCCUUUGAAACCAAAAUGCUGCAGCUCAAGCUGAAAAGCUCUUUGUAUGGACCCACUGUGAAUUCCUCCAUCCCUGCUCCUUCCGUUGUACGUCUCAAGACUUGUGGUUCCCCACGAGAAAAGAAAGCUCACGGUGGUCACAGUAAAGUCAUUCCUCUCCCUGAAGAUGGGGUUCAACGUAUCGCUCCCUUUACAGCUUCUUCUGACCUGACCAAAUCAACAGAUGUGAGGUUUGCACAAAUGAGGAAUGAUGAGGUUUCCAGGAGAACAAAGCUUUCUGACGCUGCAGCCCCUUCCUGGAGUGAUGGUGGGUUCAGGCUUCUCACAGCAAAACAGAAGGCGGCGAUUGAAGCAGCUGCUGUAGCUCAGCAUGAGGAACAUCAGGCAAAGCUCAUGGAAGAUCAGCAAAGAGCACGCAAGAAGGCCUGGCUAAGGAAAGUUAAAGGUCUACCUGUAGACUCUUUUACUGGGAAAGGGAAAAUAGUGGCUCCUGAACUGGGGUCUAACACGUUUAUCUGAGGUAAUCCCUUAGUCCAAUUCUGACGUCCAGUUGAUUCUGCCAUGUCAAGGUCCCCGUGGCUUCUAACUAUAAAAGCCAUCUCCACUACACCUUUUUCUAAGAACUAUUUAUUAUUGGUAUCUUCAGCUGUUUCUCAAGGCUCAAUGGAGUGAGUCCUCUCCUGCAGUUAUCUCGCUAGACCUGCUGUUACUCCAGACAUGGCACUGCUUGACACUAAUAAAGCCCAACAUAUGGCUCAGCUGUGCGUGAAUAAUAACAAUAAAAACUUAGUGGCA
This is a messenger RNA of Calidris pugnax (ruff), 3060 nucleotides long. Its product is annotated as F-box/WD repeat-containing protein 10-like. Lineage: Eukaryota; Metazoa; Chordata; Aves; Charadriiformes; Scolopacidae. Gene Ontology annotation, molecular function: protein binding. The transcript has 14 exons. The record is from RefSeq and is a predicted model, not a curated record. Bases 88 to 2784 code for a protein of 898 amino acids.